GAAACGUCCAGAGGUUAGUAAAAUAGUAAGGAAAGAUUACAAGUUGCUCAUGCGCAUUUUAAAUCCAAAAUGUUCCGUAAAACAACGUGGAGGAAAACAGUAAGUGAUGCGGUCAGCUCACAUCAACACCGAGCGCUGAACACCACCAUUUUCAUCCUCAAAGAGUACGGGCCGAUUGGAUUCCUCCUGCAAGAGGAUGGAGAGAGCAAACAUUAUAAAGUGUGUUUGGGGGAUCCUCACACGUGUACCUGUCCUGCCUUCCAAAAAGAGAAGGAUCUUUGCACACACAUCUGCUGGAUUUUAAUGCGCAAAUUUCGACUGCCAGGAGAUCACGAAUACUGUUUUCAGUAUGGUCUUGUGGAGCGACAGAUCCUAGAGCUUUUGCAAGGGCUUCAUGUGACCAAAACUACAACCCAUAAUCACCAUGGCAGCUCAGGCGCAACAUUUCCUGAGCCAGCUGAUGAAGAUGGAGGCAUAAGACAGAAAGUUGUUGAAAAAGAUGAUAUAUGUCCAAUCUGUCAAGAAGAACUUCUGCUAAAAAAAUUGCCUGUGACCUAUUGCAAGUUCAGCUGUGGAAACAACAUUCACAUUUCCUGUAUGAAAGUUUGGGCUGAUCACCAAACUAAGAAGGACCCACGUGCCAUUCUUAAGUGCCCACUUUGUAGGGAAGACUUCGGCACAUUUAAAGAGCUAAUUGAACAGGUCAAAAAUGCAAGUGAACUGGUAACCUGCUAUGAGAGAGACUGUCUGGACAAACAUCUGGGUGUUUUGUGUAACAUCUGCAGGAUUUGUCCAAUUGUCGGCAAAUGUUUCAAGUGCACUGACUGCAGUUUUUUCCACCUGUGUGAGGACUGCUUUAAGAAAACACUUCAUCCAAAACAUUGUUUUAUAGUUCGAAUGAAAAGAGGUCAGCAAUGGCAAACAGUAGGAGCUCAUACCUCUCAGGAAACACAGAAAAUAGAAAACCACUUAACUGGUAGCAGCUCCAUCAGCAUGUCAUGUGAUAUUGUCCCAAACCAUGUGAUAAAGAGUUUGCCGGUGGUAAGGGUUCGAAAAGAGUCCAGACUGCUUCAUCCAGGUUUUCAGUGUAGACUCUGCCUCUCAAGAUUUCAAUUGGGUCAGCACAUCAGAACCCUUCCCUGCAAACACAAGUUCCAUACUGGCUGUAUUGAUCUGUUGCUUCGCAUGUCUAACUGCUGCCCUCUGGAAUGGCAUAUCAUCUACAAUCCUCUUACAUGGAGUCCCAGAAUUGGCAGAGCAGGAUCUCUGGCUCCAUCUAGUGAUGUUCACAGCAAGAGAACAGAUGGGCAAAUCUCAGAGUUCUUUCUACCAGGAAUUGGAUUGCAGGUCAAGAAAGGUACAGCUCCAUCUCGGUUGAGAGGAGUGACAUCUGAAUCAUCUGUGUCCGGAAAAUCCAGUUCUUCCUCAGUAGAUACAGUCAGUCAGGGAUUUCAGGACCUCUGCAUCAAUAGUUCCCACAUAGAACCAUAUUCCAGGAUGCCAAUCAUGACCCAUAGGAAAGAACAGAGGCCUAGGAGAUUAUCAUUUGAGCAGGCCGUGUCUGCGCCGGUUGAGAGGAGGGCAUCAUUUCCAAAUCGGCCAUCAACAGUGAGUAUGAAAGGCUUUCACGUUCAGUCUGCAUUUGGCGAAACACAGAAGCAGCAGCAGAGACUCUUUGUGGGCUUUAAUGGGUCUUCCAGCAGAAGAAUCAGACCAUUGAGAAAAAUCCUUAGACGAAGGCCAGACAGAGUGGAUGUGAAGGAUCUUCAUCUCUGGAUGACAAACAGUCCUGCCAGUGCUAUACUUAUAAGAAAACAAGAAUAAAUCAUAGUACAUAGUAAAAAAAAUAAUGAUAAAUGAUAGAAGGAUUACCUUCACAGGAAUAAAAGCCAAUUCAAGGAAGAAACACACAUUUAAUUUUAAAAAGCUUUUAUUAAGCCAUGACUGUAACAUUAAAAAAUCAGAGA
Molecule: messenger RNA, 1967 nt
Organism: Danio aesculapii
Lineage: Eukaryota; Metazoa; Chordata; Actinopteri; Cypriniformes; Danionidae
Gene: zswim2
Product: zinc finger, SWIM-type containing 2
Exons: 10
Coding region: 70-1824 (584 amino acids)
Molecular function (GO): zinc ion binding; ubiquitin protein ligase activity
Source: RefSeq, a predicted model, not a curated record